CGCGUAAUGGAGCAGGACACGAGCGCGUGCACUGGAGCAUUACUGACCUCCUGGCUGCAGUAGGAAUGAGCGAGAAACGACAAAAUCCAAAGGCGGACUGACCGACGAUGAAUUAUGAUUUUAUACAUCCAACAAGUGUAAGAAGUUUUGGGAGAUCGAGGACAGGACGGUGCACCUCAGCAGUGAGAAGUCUGUCCUGGAAUCAGACACUGAAGCCCCUCAUCCCCUCCCUCUGCCUGGUGCUGCUGGUCGUAUACGGGCUGGCUGACAAACUCAGAAACUUUGUGAUCGGCAUCUUCAUCCCUCAGUACCACUACCACUACCCUGUGGUGCUCUGCUUUGGCCAGGUGCUGGUGUCUCUUCUCGUGUUGAACCUCCUUCACUUCCUGGGUCUGGUGCCUCUGAAGCGCUACUCCAGGAGCCUCGGCGAGAAGCUGCUGCUUCCUGCCAUCUGCAGCAGCAUCCAGGACGUGAUGGUCAUGUGGCUGAAAGCCAGCAGCCUGUACAGCGGCGUCUUCCUCCUGGCCCUGCCUCUGCUGCCCCUGGUCACCGUGGCCCUCAGUUUUGCCCUGAAGACGGCGUCUCCCCCCUCCGUCCAUCUCUCUGUGAUGACCGCCAUCCUGAGCGGGACCUCUGUCGUCAUCACCGCCUCUCGGGGUUUCUCUCACACUGAGCCUCUGGAGUACGCCUACGCCCCUCUGGCUUUACUCCUCCACGGCCUCUCUCUGACCUGUCUGGGUAAAGUGUCCGACGCCGAGAGCCGACGCCCCCCGGAAGCCCAGGCCUCCGCUUUCGACGUCUACUACACCUCGCUGGUGAACCAGGGCCUGGUGCUGGGCCUGCUGUGGCUGCUGCACCCGGACAGCCUGCGCCGGGUGCUGAGCCGGGGCAGCUGGAACAGCCUGCUCUUCAACGGAUACCUGCACGCCAUCCUGCUGCUGGGCACGCUGCUCAGCUUCCUGAUUGGGAUGUCCGCCCUGUGCGUGUCGCCGUUCGCUGCUGCGGUGCUGCACUCCGCGAAGCAGGUGCUGGAGCCUUUUUUUCUGCUCCUGUAG
Messenger RNA from Salarias fasciatus (jewelled blenny), 1055 nucleotides. RefSeq lists its product as uncharacterized. NCBI's taxonomy places the organism in Eukaryota, Metazoa, Chordata, Actinopteri, Blenniiformes, Blenniidae. The record is from RefSeq and is a predicted model, not a curated record. Bases 108 to 1055 code for a protein of 315 amino acids. The transcript has 4 exons.